AAGUGUUUGACUAGAUGGUUGUGUCACCGCAACCAUUACUUGCUGCCUUCUGGUCUGCCACUUCACCUUCGUGAUCCAAUCACAAUGACAACCUGGAAGAUAUGCGGAAGAUUGGUGCAGAAGUACAUGUGGGUUGAACCAAAGCACGGUUCAGAAGCGUUGGAUAGGAGUCUCCGCAGCUUGAAGCAGUGCUCUGGAAGACCGACAUCUUUCACAUUGUCGUCAAGUCGUGGAUCCAGCCGAUCAAGUGAGAGCGGAAUCAUCUCCAAUCGUGAUUACUGGGAAGAGGAUGCACCGAAAGUCGUUCCCUCAGGCUGCUUGGCCGUCUACGUCGGCACGGAGAUGCGCAGGUUUGUCAUCCAAGCAAGCUUUCUCUACACACGAGUGUUUCGAGAACUGCUGAGGAGAAGUGAAGAAGAGUACGGGUUUGAAACCAAGGGCGGUUUGCGAAUUGAUUGCGAAGCUGCGAUCUUCGAGAAGUUGCUGUCGCAGCUGGAGACGUCGGGUAGUCCCGACGAGAGCUUUUAACAAUCCACUCUGACCGAGCGUGCUUCCAAACGACGACGACAGAGGAGUCAGACUAGUUGUCAGUGGGAUUCUGUUUCAGAGUCUGAAGUAUAUUUAUGAAUGGGUGAUUUAUUUAUGGGUAUUUUAUAAAUGUGCGGCCACAAAUGUGAUUGAGCACAGCUCUUUGGUCGGCCGACACUGGCGGAUCGGCCUACUGAAUUGAACACGGUCCGUUCCGCAAGGAGCACGUUGCAACAUUAAUUUCUGAUUUUUGCACCCCUCUCA
Molecule: messenger RNA, 792 nt
Organism: Physcomitrium patens
Lineage: Eukaryota; Viridiplantae; Streptophyta; Bryopsida; Funariales; Funariaceae
Product: protein SMALL AUXIN UP-REGULATED RNA 12-like
Biological process (GO): response to auxin
Source: RefSeq, a predicted model, not a curated record